GUGUAUGAUCAAUUCUGGUUGAGCCACCAAGCUUCGCAUUAAUCAUUGAUAAACUAAUGGACGAACGCACGAGGAUGUUGAAUACCAAGAGUGCAGUUUUGAGUUUUUUCGUGUCUGCGAUUGGCUGGACGCUCUCCGAAGGAUUUACGACAACGCCAUUUCUUCAACAUCAGUAUCAUCCACAACGGUGCGCUGCAGGUUUCUGCUCCACCGUCUUUGCAUACGAUGAUGGAAGCUACAAUCAGGGAAGCUAUGAAGAAGGCACGUACGAUGAUGGCAGCUACAGCGAUGGCGGCUACGCAGAGAAUAAUGAUCUCCUCUUGAUUCGCGAAUUUCUCCAGAACAACUACCCGGACUUCUACACAAUACUGGACAAAAACGAAGAGAUCUGGAAGGCCAUUGGUGACACUGAAGAAGGAAACGAACCGGGCUUCACCGUCUUUGUUCCGAGCGUCGAGGCCUUGCAAAACAUGGACGUAGAAAAACAAAACCAGUUACUGGACGAACGUAACCUCGAAACAAUUCAAAAGAUCGCGGCUUAUCACGUCAUUGGAGAACCCGUUACGUCCGAGGCUCUCUUUGAAGCAGGUGGGGUUUUGACAGUCGGAGGUGAGGUCCCGAUUGAAAGGUCUGUCACUGGUGGCUUUUUUGGAUUUGGAGGGACAGAAGACGGUGGUGUGACACUCAAUAGUGCUAAGAUCUUGAGAUCGGCGUCAGUUGGACAAGGUUUGGUGCACGAAGUGGACAACCUGGUGUCUCCAAGCAUUAUGUGGCGAUACAUGGACCAGCUUCGUAUUCCCGGGUCCAGUUAAUUGGAUGGAAAUGUAUGGACGAACAGGUUGAUAAUUGGAAGACAUCGAUCAUCGAAGCGUAUGUUAGAUUCCGCUUUCGAAUGAAAGGUCAGUUUUCCUAUUGACCUUUCCUACACAAGCUCGCCUGAAAGACUACACGAUUUUUCAGAAAAUUAUUUGGUUCGAUGUCGAACUUACAAGGCUACCCUCUGUUAUAAAUGUAGUUGAAUUAU
This is a messenger RNA of Pseudo-nitzschia multistriata, 1024 nucleotides long. NCBI's taxonomy places the organism in Eukaryota, Bacillariophyta, Bacillariophyceae, Bacillariales, Bacillariaceae. The record is from the annotation of a GenBank genome assembly.